UUAGAGGGUUGGAUGUGUUGACCGAAACUGGUUAUAUAUUUUUUUUUUUUUUACAAAGAAGUUGGUUUAAAGAAGAAAAAACUACUGUGCAAGUUAUUUGCUGAUGCUUUCUGAGCAAAACCUUUUUUAAAAAAAAGUGGUUGAGUGAAGCGGCCCGAUGCUGUUUUGUGUUUUCCGAGCAGGAGCUUUCUGUGGGAGCCAAAGUUUUUGUAUGAGUUGAGUCCGGAUCACGGACAGGAGUGAGGGCGAAGCGAGGCCUGGAUUAAAAACCCUUGGGUAGGACUGAAUUCAGCCAUGGCUGGCCAUUUUGACGCCGAGGAUCGUGAUAGCUGGUAUUGGGGACCCAUGGACCGUAAAGACGCUGUAUUGUUGCUGCAGGGUCAGAGACACGGGACGUUCUUGGUCAGAGACUCGACCACCAGCAAAGGGGACUAUGUGCUCUCCGUGUCGGAAAACUCCAGAGUCUCGCAUUAUAUCAUCAACAGCGCUAGCAACAACCGACAGUCUGGAACAGGUGUGGCUCAAUCUCGAUUCCGGAUCGGCGACCAGGAAUUCGACACACUCCCCGGCCUGCUGGAGUUCUACAAAAUCCACUACCUAGACACCACGACGCUCAUCGAACCCGUCACGGCACGUUCCAAGCACGCCAGCCUGAGCGGGCCGGUGUCCACCGGUGCCCCGGCGAGGCAGGACGAGCCUGAGUACGUGCGCGCGCUCUUUGACUUCCCAGGCAAUGACGACGAGGACCUGCCGUUUCGCAAAGGCGACAUACUGCGUGUGAUCGAGAAGACUGAGGAGCAAUGGUGGAGCGCUCAGAAUGCAGAGGGACGCAAAGGCUUGAUCCCCGUGCCCUAUGUAGAGAAAUUCAGACCUGCCUCGCCGACUUCUGUAGGAGGGGGUCCAGUAGGGCAGGUGGUGUCUGCUGUCGGUUCGCUGGAUGACAAUGGAGCUUUGGUUCCUGGCAAGCUGGACUACGCCCACCCUGUGGUCAACACGCCACUGCCCAAUCUCCAGAACGGGCCUGUGAUCGCCAGGGUCGUCCAGAGGAGGGUGCCCAAUGCAUAUGACAAGACUGCUCUCGCACUUGAGGUUGGCGACAUUGUGACGGUAACAAAGAUCAACGUGAAUGGCCAGUGGGAAGGCGAGUGCAAGGGCAAGAAAGGCCACUUCCCCUUCACACAUAUCCGUCUGGUCGACCCGCAACAGCCUAUGGACGAAAGCUGAGACACACACAAACACACACACUGCUACAGUUCUCUACACCCACCCUGUUUUUAUUCUUUAUUUUUUUUGUUGUUUUUCCCCACCCUCCUUCUCUAAGAUUCAAAAUCUAAAAACCCGACCUGGCCACAUCAGUACUGGACGAUCCCCACACUGCAAACACUCAUCAAUAUCAAGCUUCACUUAACACACUGUCAUUAAACAAUAGAGUGUGUAUACACAUCUGCGCUACACAAAGUCACAGGUGGGUACAGAUUAGUCGUAACAGUGCCUGGUGAACGAGUUCAUGUGCAGUAGGAAUGCUUGGACGAAGAGCUCGACUGCUACAGUCCUUUCCCAUCUGAAAUACAAAGCCUCGGUUCGACUGCCAACGCCUAGAGCGACGUCCUGGUGUGGUGCCAACUCUAUCAGUCACCUCCUGUACUGAGAUACGGAAACUAUGAUGAUGAGUGAAAAAUAUGUACAUGUGCCAUUACAUGAUCGAUUUCUUCCUAUUUUCAUGACCUACUUUUGAUUUUUG
Messenger RNA from Hemibagrus wyckioides, 1741 nucleotides. Its product is annotated as adapter molecule crk-like. The transcript is spliced from 3 exons. Lineage: Eukaryota; Metazoa; Chordata; Actinopteri; Siluriformes; Bagridae. The record is from RefSeq and is a predicted model, not a curated record. Gene Ontology annotation, molecular function: protein binding. The coding region runs from base 295 to 1224 and encodes 309 amino acids.